Rhopalosiphum maidis (corn leaf aphid) is the source of this 800-nucleotide messenger RNA. RefSeq names its product rhodanese domain-containing protein CG4456-like. Lineage: Eukaryota; Metazoa; Arthropoda; Insecta; Hemiptera; Aphididae. The transcript is spliced from 4 exons. Gene Ontology annotation, molecular function: thiosulfate-cyanide sulfurtransferase activity. The record is from RefSeq and is a predicted model, not a curated record. Gene Ontology annotation, cellular component: mitochondrion. Bases 202 to 717 code for a protein of 171 amino acids.
UUUCUACAAAUUUUUAUUUGUUUUCUGUUUAAAUUACUAUCAAAUUUUAAUAAAUUCUUGUAUAAUAUAGAUAUUUUCGUAUCUAUACUGAUAGAUAAACAUCAUUUACUGCAAUAUUUAUAUUAUAUUAAUUGAUCAAUAACUAUAUUAUAUAAUAUCAUAUUUAAAUAUUUACUGUACACACUUAAAUAAUUUUAAAUCAUGUUAAAAAUUUUAAGAAAUCAAUGUUCUCCUUUCAUUGUACAAAUGCACUACCUAUCUGGGAAAGUAGUAAACAAACAGUUCAUGAAAAAAACAAAACCUAUACUACUUUAUAAAGCCAAAUCAAACUCUUGCUCACUUAUUCAAAAUCGCAGUUUUGCUGGCACGUCUCCACCAUUAAUUACAGAUAUUAAUUAUGAAAAAUUGAAAGAUUUUAUCAACCAAAAUGAUGUAUUAAUUAUUGAUGUACGUACUAAAGAAGAAUUAGCUGCCACAGGAGUUUUACCAAAUAGCUAUAAUAUUCCACUCGAUGAGUUAAAUACUGCAUUUGAAUCUGCACCUGAAAAAUUCUUAGAAAAGUACAAUAUUCAUAAACCAGAUAAAGAUCAAAAAAUUGUUUUUUCUUGCGCUAAAGGAAUAAGGAGUUUAAAAGCAUGCCGUUAUGUUGCAGACUUGGGUUAUAAAAAUCUUUUCAAUUAUACCGAAGGAUGGUUUGGAUGGGAGUCACACAAAUGAAAAAAUAUAUAUGUACCAUUUAUAUUUUUAUUAGUCAGUACUCAGUGUAUGUCCUAAUAGCAAGUAGACUGUUAUCGUUUUAA